Messenger RNA from Aspergillus homomorphus CBS 101889, 2337 nucleotides. RefSeq names its product DUF4246 domain-containing protein. The transcript has a single exon. Bases 1 to 2337 code for a protein of 778 amino acids. The record is from RefSeq and is a predicted model, not a curated record. NCBI's taxonomy places the organism in Eukaryota, Fungi, Ascomycota, Eurotiomycetes, Eurotiales, Aspergillaceae.
AUGCACGAUGAUCAAUCACUCCCUACCGACAAAGGCGACCAGCCCACCAUGAUCACCUUCGACAACAGCGGCGACGGCCCGCUCUGCGUACCUGGGUUUGGCACGAUCCCCCUGACAUACGAGCUCCCAUCUGACGCGCGCUUCGCCCACGGCAUCGACGAGUGGCGACAGGCGCCCGCCGUCACCGCGCGAGAGCUGGCCAUGACCGCCGCCAUGAACCGUCUGACUGACCAGCCGAACUGGCAUAUCGACGUCUUUGAUGAUGGGGUCGUGGCGCGCUGGCGGCAAGACAGCAUCGCCUCCCUCGCGAUGAAUCCCCUGCUGAGUGACCGGGCAUGGGCCUGGUGCGUCCAGGAACUGCGCGAUAAGGCCGGCGAAUAUCGUCAGAAAGGACACAUCCGGGUGCUAGACACGGGGUCCUGUGUUUGCAAGUCCGACUUCGAUGUCCCUGCGCGAGGAACAGGGGAUCAGCUGGCCAGGAAGUUCCGACGGGCCGUGAGGCCGGUGCUCCGCGCCCUCAGGCACUCCGGGAUGGUGGAUUGGCGGUCACGGCAUCGAUUGAGUAUCAUCGACCCGACCUUGUUUCCUCUGGUCUAUGGGCGGAGCUUGGUCUUGACGGAUGGGGGUCGAGUGGAAAUCGGGGAUGUGUUGGGCGCGUACCAGGGAGCGGCUACUACCGUUGCGCCUACUCAUGUGGACAAGAGGACCGAUGCGGCGGAUAUUCAGAGGCAGAUUGACGAGGCCCGGGAUGUGCAUGUCGAUUAUGAAACAGCGCCUCACUAUCGGUGGAGCGCAAAUUACCAGGCUCUACCAUGUGAAGUGGAGUUCACCGGCGAGCCAGGGUCAACGCAGGUGCGUCUCACAUCGUACAUCAACAAUCUACAUCCGACGCACAAGCACCUUUACCAGGCAAUAGAGUCGCUGGUUAGCCGAGCUAUUCCAUUAUGGAACGACUGUCUGGUACGGGGACAGCGCGGCUGGAAGGAUAUCCUGAAUCAAGGCCAGCUGGGGCCGGUCCCAGUACGGAUCAUCACGUAUGGAGUCGAAUGGGUGAAUGAGCUUCCGGAGUGGUUGCUCGCCUUCCGGGUCCCAUGGCCAGUAAGGAAGGCAAUGUACCGCAAAGCACGAGAAGCGCUUCUGGAUAGUGCAGCAGAUGACACGGACGAGGGCCGCAAAAAGCACCGAGAGGCGCAACAACGGCUGGAAUGCUUUCCAGACGUGGAGGAAAACGAAGAGAAGGAGUUGCCGCCACCCGAGUCAGACCUCUGGCAACGCGCGAAGGAGUAUCUCGAGCUCCCUGAGGACGGGUCUGACACUCCGGUUCCUGCCCCGGACGACUGGCAGCAAAACACUUGGUCCAAGAUCGAGGGCAAGCUCAAGCAACUGCUACGCUUCUGUCAUCCAGAGCCGGGGACCGCAUUUUCUUAUGAAGAGUGGAAGACGGCGCGCCACAACGAGAGAGCUGUGGUGGAUCUAGUCCGCGAGAGGAAGGACUGGUAUCAUAUUCCCUAUAAGCCAGUCAUACCGCCCCACAAACCCUAUACAAUUCGACUCCAGGAAACCUUCCGUUUGCAGGGACUGCAGAUUAUUGUCAAAAUGGAAAAUAUUGAGCUCACCCCUGACAGUCGGGUCUAUAAAGGAACGGACUGGCACAUGGAAGGCCAGCUCAACGAACACACUGUUGCUGUUGCUAUGUUUGUAUACGAUAUGGACAAUAUUACUGAACCCCGAAUCGCCUUCCGUCAGAAUACUAAACUAGACGAAAGCUUCUAUCGAUACAGGGACUACAAAGAGCAAGGGCGGGAGCAGCAGUGGCAUAUCAGAAUGCUGCCGGCCUGGAGAUGUGGCAAAACCACCUGCUCGGAUUUGAAUGAACUGGCAGAGAUCUUAGGAUUUUCAAACUUCGACCUCGAUACCGAUAAUCACACAGCACGGACAUGGCAGGAUAAAGGUGCAGUUUCGCUCUCGCAAGGGCGUUUAGUCGCAUUUCCCAACCUUCUCGAGCACCGAGUCGAGCCCUUCUCCCUGGCCGAUUCCAGUCGCCCGGGGCAUUUUCGUUCCAUCACAUUACACCUGGUUGACCCGCACUAUCGAAUCUGCUCCACCCGCAAUGUGCCGCCGCAGCAGCAUCACUGGUGGGAACAAGCAGUCGGGGAUACACUGCGCGCUGCUGUCCGACUACCCCAGGAGAUUAUUGACAAGAUCAUGCAAGAUACCGGCAGCUGGCCUAUGGGUUUGCCGGAAGCGCGACAGCACCGCCACGCAUUCUGGAAAGAGCAUCGCUGGAAUAACCUGGUCAGGGUGGAUCGGAUGGAUUAUCCGUACUUCAAUUGUUGA